This is a messenger RNA of Cyclocybe aegerita, 564 nucleotides long. The record is from the annotation of a GenBank genome assembly. NCBI's taxonomy places the organism in Eukaryota, Fungi, Basidiomycota, Agaricomycetes, Agaricales, Hemipholiotaceae.
AUGCCGUGGCCAGCCUAUAUCUCCAAUACGUUUGAUGCUAUCCCUGGAGGGGUUAACGGCGCAACCGAUGAAUCGCUGUUCUAUGGACCAUACAACACCCUCCUGACAUACCUAUUUCCACCCACUGACAACUACAUGAUAUCGCCUCGGUUCAAGCGACCGCCUGAGGGCUGGUCCAUCGACUUCACCACGGUCUUCAUCGUCCAAAGAGCGUUUCACCCUGUAUUCUUCCUUGAAAUCAAGCCUCCUGGUGACUACACGCAUCGCUCGUCUCGCGCUGCCGCGGACGACCAGAUGAGGACAUGGUUCUUCGAUCUUGCGGAUGUAGUGGAACUUCCCGUCAUACAUGGCGUGAGCGCCCUUGGGACCCGCCUCUGCUUUUACUCGUACACCCGCGACAACAACGUCUUGGACCCUCCCCGCAUUCCUCCGGAUGUCGAGCGCAUGAACGACGUUGCACCUGCUGCACGAUGGAAUUUCGAUAUAUUGUCAGACGAGGGUGUGGCGAGGAUGACGCAGGUUGCAAAUGAGGUGAAGGCCAUGGUAGCCCAACAUGCAUGGUAA